Molecule: messenger RNA, 672 nt
Organism: Cutaneotrichosporon cavernicola
Lineage: Eukaryota; Fungi; Basidiomycota; Tremellomycetes; Trichosporonales; Trichosporonaceae
Exons: 1
Coding region: 1-672 (223 amino acids)
Source: RefSeq, a predicted model, not a curated record
AUGGAAUUCACAGCAACACCUCUCACACCUCCAAAGCGCGCCGUCGCGUGCCUCGCACAGAUCACUCUUACGCCCGACGCGUCGACCACGCGCUCGGUAUACUGGCGCGCAUCAGUUGGCGUCGACCCAGCCUCCAACUUGCUGGUUAUCACGCCUCUCAGUAACCCCCCCAACCCGGUGCUGGACAACAAGCCUGUUGUUCCGACUGCUGAGCCCAAGCCCGAGCAUAACACCAACACAAUGGCAGGCAAACUCGCCCACCUCUUCCAUCACGACCAUGCCACACCCGUUGCGGCGCCGGUCACCGACUUUCCCGGCGUUGUGGAUGGCAAGCCGCUCGCUGGCAUUCGUGUGCCCCUCGCCGCACUCGAUGACAGAACGCAUACCGUGGACACGACCGCCAACCCCGCAUACAUCCUCGUUCCGGUUGCUGGCGACGCCAACGACGCGACGUCACUGCGCUUUGAGUUCGAUAACUGGCUCAGCGGAAAGGCCGAGGUCGAGGUCCUCGCUAGCCAACUGCACCAGGCACUCAAGGAGGUCAAGCCGCGCCGCGCGUCUACUCAGGCCGGCGUGCGGUCGGGCCGCGACAACGACGGCUCUACGCACCCGUCUGGAGACGCUCAGUACAACCCCAACUGGAAGCAGGAGUGGAAGCAGGAGUGGGCGUAG